Molecule: messenger RNA, 1320 nt
Organism: Striga asiatica
Lineage: Eukaryota; Viridiplantae; Streptophyta; Magnoliopsida; Lamiales; Orobanchaceae
Source: the annotation of a GenBank genome assembly
CUCAUCAGUUUAAGGAAACCAAAAUGUCGGGUUCUAAAUAAUCAGUUAUCAGAAGAAAACCUAAUUUGUGUUUCCUUGUCCGCCGCCAUGGCCAACCCCUUGAGGUUUUAGCUCCACUUCUUUUUAUCACUUUAUCUUCUCGCGCCCGUCGCGCCGCCGGCCAAACCUCCGUCUUCAGUUUCCGAAGAACGACUGAUGCAGCUGACACGGGGUUUUUGGAGCUCCCCUCGUUGCCGGAGGAUUCACGCGAGUUAACUCAGUUUUACGCCUUUUCAUUUCUUUUCUUUGUUAUCUGUGUACAAUUUUCUCGAAUCAGCUGCAAUGUCGUCGGCGAUUGGAUGUUUUUCUGUCAAAACGCAUCAAGUUAGAGUGGGAAAAUGGAAGCCACCUAGAGCAGCUGUGAUUCCCAAUUUCCAUCUUCCCAUGCGUAGUUAUGAAGUUAAAAAUAGACCCCAUACCUUCCCGACGGCCGAUUCGACCUCGAGGCCGCUCGUAAACAUGCAAAUCGACGGCGGAGUCAUGGGGUUAAUCGUCGGCGGGACCACCGGCGAGGGCCAGCUCAUGUCGUGGGACGAGCACAUAAUGCUCAUCGGCCACACGGUCAACUGCUUCGGCGGCUCGGUCAAAGUCAUCGGCAACACGGGAAGCAACUCGACUCGCGAGGCCAUCCACGCAACCGAGCAAGGUUUUGCGGUCGGCAUGAACGCGGCCUUACACAUCAACCCGUACUAUGGAAAAACCUCGCUCGAAGGCCUCGUCCUCCACUUCGAGAGCGUACUCCAAAUGGGCCCGACUAUUUUGUACAACGUCCCCUCUCGAACGGGCCAAGAUAUUCCCCCGGGAGUUAUUCGGGCCUUGGCCCAAAGCCCGAAUCUAGCGGGCGUGAAGGAGUGCGUGGGCCAUGCUCGGGUAGGGGAGCACGUGGGCAACGGGAUUGUGGUGUGGAGUGGUAACGACGAUGAGUGUCAUGACUCGAGGUGGGAUUAUAGGGGCAAAGGGGUAAUUUCGGUCGCGAGCAAUUUGGUGCCGGGGUUGAUGAGGGAGAUGAUGUUUGGGGGAAAGAAUCCGGGGUUGAAUGCGAGGGUUUUGCCGCUUGUGAGGUGGCUUUUCGAGGAGCCGAACCCGAUUGGGGUGAACACGGCAUUGGCCCAACUUGGGGUCGUGAGGCCCGUUUUUCGGCUGUCGUACGUGCCGCGUGGCGUGGAAAAGAGGGUGGAGUUUGUGAAGAUCGUGGAGGAGCUCGGGAGGGAGAAUUUCGUCGGGGAUGAGGAGGUUCGGGUUCUAGAUGACGAUGAUUUCAUGUUGAUCGGCCGAUAUUAG